Messenger RNA from Penicillium antarcticum, 2109 nucleotides. RefSeq names its product putative cell cycle control protein (Cwf19). Gene Ontology annotation, cellular component: post-mRNA release spliceosomal complex. Gene Ontology annotation, biological process: mRNA splicing, via spliceosome. The record is from RefSeq and is a predicted model, not a curated record. The coding region runs from base 1 to 2109 and encodes 702 amino acids. Lineage: Eukaryota; Fungi; Ascomycota; Eurotiomycetes; Eurotiales; Aspergillaceae. The transcript is spliced from 2 exons.
AUGACUUUAGAAGACUUUGAAAAGUCAUUGGCCGAGGGUAGGGACCGGCGACACGAAAGAAGCGAUCGAGAGCGACGCCAUCGAGAUGACCGCGACCGCGACCGCGACCACAGCAAAGACCGCUCGAGGCAUCACCGCUCUCACUAUUCAUCCCAUCAUCGGCGACAUUCUUCGAGAUCGCGGGAACGUGGCAGCGAUCGAAGCCGUGAGCCGCGGCACCGUGACGAUGAUGGCCACCGACACAAGCGUUCGCGUCAUUCUACCGACCAAGGCGACGAACACGACCAUAAGCGCCGACACCGAUCCAAGGAGGGAGAGCCUUCUGCUGCCAAAUCAGUGGUCCAGGAAGGACCUAGUAGCUUAAAGCGGGACUCCUGGAUGGAAGCUCCUUCCGCCCUUGACGUUGAAUACGUUCGUCGGCCAGAUCAUACGCAAAAGGUGGAAGACAAACCGAAAAUGCUCUCAGCAGACUAUGAGUUGAAGAUCCACAACAAAGAGAUGAAUCAACAUCUACGGGAUCUCGCGGACGGAAAGACCGUUGAGGAGAUAGAGGACGAGCCUGCCCAGCAUGAGGUCGACUACACUUUUGGAGACUCGGGCUCACAGUGGAGGAUGACGAAGCUUAAAGGAGUGUACAGAGAGGCGGAGGAAAGCGGACGACCUUUAGAUGAGAUUGCUGUUGAGCGGUUUGGCGAUCUCAGGUCAUUCGAUGACGCCCGGGAAGAAGAAACCGAGGUUGAACGUCGCAAAACAUACGGCAAAUCCUACGUUGGCAAGGACAAGCCUAGCGGGGAACUGUUCCAAGAGAGAAAGCUUCAGAUCGAUGCUAAACGAGGCCCUCUUGAGCAUGUCCGUGAUCCCGAGCAAGAGCUCCAAGCGGAGGGCCAAGGCAAGAAAAUGGAUACCGUGCCUCCUUCAAAUACAACCAGGCCCCUUGAUAUGACUGCAUUGAACCGCAUGAAAGCUCAGAUGAUGAAGGCGAAGCUCAAGGGUGGUCCAGAAGCUCCCGAACUUGAAAAUAAAUACAAUGCUGCGGCUGCGGCAAUGUCGAACCGCAAAGAAUCUGAUGUUGUGGUUCUUGGCGUUAUGGAGAACCGAAUGUUGGCAGGCUCAAGGAACGAGGUUAAGUCAAUUGACACCAAGAGAGGCCGCGAAAGAGGCCAAGUGGAAGCAAACGAAGACAUGAGUAUCGAGGAUAUGGUUCGUGAAGAGCGCAAGACCCGUGGCCAACCUGGCGGAGAAGGACAACGAUUGGCAGAGCGAAUCGGCCGCGAUGCUAAGUUCGAGAAUGACCUGGAGUACAUGGAUGACAAUGCGUCCAAGCUCGCCAAGCGGAUGCAUCGAUCUGAAAUUGACCUCAAAAACACGACUAUCAACGACUUCCACAAGAUGAACCGGAUCUUGGACAACUGCCCACUUUGUCACAAUGAAGACAAGGGCACACCCCCAGUUGCCCCAGUGGUGUCCCUUGCGACAAGAGUCUUCCUCACACUUCCCACCGAACCCGAGAUCAGCGAAGGCGGUGCUACCAUCGUACCAAUUCAACAUCGCACUAACCUAUUGGAGUGCGAUGACGAUGAGUGGGAAGAAAUCCGCAACUUCAUGAAGAGUCUCACACGCAUGUACCACGACCAAGGUCGCGAUGUAAUCUUCUACGAGAACGCAGCCCAGCCACAACGCAAACGACACGCAUCUAUGGAAGUGGUUCCAUUGCCCUACAGCCUUGGAGAAACGUCUCCCGCGUUUUUCAAAGAGGCGAUCCUCAGCGCAGAGUCAGAAUGGUCGCAGCAUCGCAAGCUUAUUGAUACCCUGGCCAAAUCAAAGCAAGGAAUGGGCCGGUCUGCAUUCCGCCGAAGCCUAGUUAAGGAGAUGCCAUAUUUCCACGUCUGGUUCGAACUCGAUGGUGGCCUGGGCCAUAUUGUGGAAGAUGAUUCUCGCUGGCCCCGGGGUGAUCUCUUUGCUCGAGAGAUCAUCGGUGGUAUGCUGGAUGUUGCGCCGGACGUUAUCAAGCGACAGGGACGCUGGAACCGUGGUGACCGCCGAAUUGACGGUUUCAGAAAGCGAUGGAGGAAGUUCGACUGGACUCGUGUAUUAGUUGAAGGGUCUUGA